Molecule: messenger RNA, 3282 nt
Organism: Musca domestica (house fly)
Lineage: Eukaryota; Metazoa; Arthropoda; Insecta; Diptera; Muscidae
Gene: pav
Product: kinesin-like protein KIF23
Exons: 6
Coding region: 149-2869 (906 amino acids)
Biological process (GO): microtubule-based movement
Cellular component (GO): kinesin complex; microtubule; nucleus
Molecular function (GO): microtubule binding; ATP binding; microtubule motor activity
Source: RefSeq, a predicted model, not a curated record
UAAAUAAUCCUGAGUGACAACCGCGUCAUCGCGCCUUGCUUGUUUGAAAAAAUAACUGAUGUACAAUAAAAUAAACUGAUGAGUAAGUUAAGUUUAGAUCCAAGAAAUUCAUCAAAAAUUAAAUAAAACAAUAAUUAAAGCAGACAUUAUGAAGUCGACCGCAAGGACACCGAUGCGUGUAGUGCGGACUCCCCACCAACAGCGUGAAAUGCGACUCCGCACCCAGACAUCGAGUGAAUCGAAUGGAAGUGAAAAUAUUCCGCCACGGCCCAAGGAUCCUGUUAGUGUAUUUUGUAGAGUGAGACCAUUGCCGUCAGAAGGAGAUCUGUCUUGCAUUACGGUAAAGAAUUCAACGACAAUCGUUUUGACACCACCAGAACAGGCUUUGGGCAAUAAACAUUGCGUCCUCAAGGAAACCCAAUGCAUAUUUAAGCACGUUUUUGAAGCGAGGGCUACACAACAGGAGGUUUUCACGAAAGUGGCACAACCUUUGGUUGAAAAUUUGAUCCGUGGUCGCAACAGUUUAUUAUUCACGUAUGGAGUAACUGGUAGUGGCAAAACUUUUACAAUGACUGGGGACAUACGACAUCGUGGUAUAAUGCCGCGCUGUUUAGAUGUUCUAUUUCGCACAAUAUCUGACUAUCAAACCAAGAAAUAUGUUUUCAAACCGGAUCGUUUGAAUGGGUUCGAAAUACUGUCCGAAGCAGAUGCUCUACUUGAACGGCAGCAGGAAAUGAACCAGCGAUUCGCCGGUGGCCGAGGACCUCUCAAACGUAAGGAUUCGGAUCCUGAACUGGCAUCACAAGCAUCGUGUGAAAUGCCGCCAUUACAAGGCAUUGACGAAGAUAAUAUGUAUGCAGUUUUUAUAACAUAUGUGGAAGUAUACAACAAUAGUGUAUAUGAUUUAUUGGAAGACGGCGGCAUUCAGAAAUCUUUGCAAAGCAAAAUUAUUCGCGAAGAUGCCAAUCACAACAUGUAUGUGCAUGGAGUAACUGAAGUCGAAAUUAAAUCUGUUGAGGAAGCCAUUGAAUAUUUUCAAAUUGGUCAAAAGCGUAAACGCAUGGGUCACACUGUGCUCAAUGCCGAAUCUAGUCGCAGUCAUUCAGUGUUCAAUAUUCGCCUGGUCCAGGCCCCAACUGAUUGCCAAGGUGAAAAUGUUGUCCAGGAUAAACGAACCAUUACCGUAAGUCAACUAUCUCUUGUCGACUUGGCGGGCAGCGAACGCUCAUCACGUACAAAAAAUACUGGUAUGCGCUUAAGGGAAGCGGGUAAUAUAAAUAAUUCACUUAUGACACUACGUACCUGUUUGGAAUAUUUGCGAGAAAAUCAAUUGUCUGCCGGUGGCAAUGUACCAUCGAAAAAGGUUCCAUAUCGUGAUGCAAAAAUUACACAUCUUUUCAAAAAUUAUUUUGAUGGCGAAGGACAAGUGUCAAUGAUUGUUUGUGUAAACCCGCGGGCGGAAGAUUUUGAAGAAAACACGCAAGUUAUAAAGUUUGCUGAAAUGACACAAGAAGUUCAAAUUGCAAGGGCAACGCCUAUGAAAGCUGAUUUAGGUUUGACUCCUGGUCGACGCAAAGCCAAUAAACUUUUCAAAAUAGCUGUUAACAAUUUGAACGACUUGGGCUAUACCGAUGCUCAGAAAUUGGAUGUAGAUGUGGGACUUGUUUAUACCCUAGGACCCAAUUUCCCAGAAUAUAAUUUGGAUAGUCCAGAAGCAGAAGAUACCAUCGAAAUGCUUAUGCAAUAUUUAGUGCAAAGGAUCGAAAAGCGAAAGUUAUUAUGUGAAGAUUUGGAUGCAAGAUUGGACAAUUUCCGUUCCCUUUUAAUGCAAAGAGAAAAGGAAAAUCUUUCACUUCGCACCGAAUUGGCAUCAUUAAAAGCAGUGUACAAACAAGAACGCGAUCGUAGUUUAGCAUUGGAAAACAAAAUCCGUGUGCAUGAAAGCUCUAUAGAUGUACUCAAUAAUAAAUUGGGCAAUCGCGAAAGACAGAUCGAUGACCUAACAAGAAAAUUGAGAGACCAACAGAAUCUUCUUAAUAAAAAAGAGCAGGAAAAGGAACAUCAAAAGAAGAAAUUCGAUUCGAAACUAGCUGUUGAAGUUGACAGGCGAGAUAGACUGCAUGAACUCAAACACGCUAAAUUGCAAAAUAAAAUUCGUGUAAAAGAUGAAAAACUGAAACUCUUAUCGAAUAUUAUAACCUCAGAUGAUUUGGCUUUAGCAAAACUGCCGCGUUCUAGGAGUAUAGAUAACCUCACGGAGGACAAGGAUUCCCAGCAGGCAGCACAACAACAAGGCGUUUCGGGAUCUAUAAGAACAGGAACAGCUACGGCUACACCCAGAACAGAUGUAUAUAGUGCUGCAAGAGUGCCCAGAGGAAUGGCUGCUGCUAACAGACGACAUCGUAGAUCUCGAUCAGCUGGCGAAAAAUGGAUAGAACACCGUGCUCAGAAUCCCGUUCCAUUAGGUACUGUUUUGCAGCCGUAUCUCAAGAAUCGCAAAUCAAUUACAAAGCUAACGGACAUGAAAGAUUUGACAGGACACAAUGCCAAUAAAUACAUGUUGGUAUCCCAAGAGGCUGAUACCGAUGGCGAUGUUGAGACGAAACUCUUUAAGGGCAAUAUUGUACCCACAUGUGGCGGUGGUGCUCAAGUUAUAUUCGAUGAUGUUGAGUGCUUGAAACAGAAAUCACCGGUGCCAUCACCCAAUCGUAAGAGGCCUAUCAAUACUGAUAAUGGUGGAAUUCUCAGUAAUAUUGGCACAACAGUUUCCGCCCUUUCAGCCUUGACCAGCUUAAAUUCGGCCAAUGAUGUUGCAUCAAGAUGUAAUGUAGGCAUCGAAGGACACACCGUCAAACGAACUAAAGUAUGAGGAUGGAAGGAAUAUAGGAAUUACAUCACGCAACAGCAUUGUAUUUAAAAUAUCGGAAAACAGAUAUAGGAAUUCAAAUAAGUUUUCGUUUCUAAAUUGGACUUUCAAUAGAGUAGCAUAUAUUUUUUUUAUUUUAUAAUAAUGUAUUGUAUUGAUUUUGUUAACGAUUUAAUAUAUAUGAAAAACUUUUCCCUCCCAUAAAGCAGUAUUGGAAGCAAAAUCCAACUUAUGUAUAUGAAUUUAAUGACUUGAUCAGCAGCAUUACUUGAAUUUGUAACUUAUACUCAUAAUAGCAUUGAAGUUUAAAUAUGAUUAUAUACAUACUUUGCAUAUAUUUUAUUAUUUCAAAUAAACUUUGUUUUGAAUUAUAGAAUAAAACGAAAAACAAUGGUAAAGGUAUAACCCAGGUACAA